Molecule: messenger RNA, 2435 nt
Organism: Pseudoliparis swirei
Lineage: Eukaryota; Metazoa; Chordata; Actinopteri; Perciformes; Liparidae
Gene: tm9sf4
Product: transmembrane 9 superfamily protein member 4
Exons: 18
Coding region: 4-1941 (645 amino acids)
Biological process (GO): protein localization to membrane
Cellular component (GO): membrane
Source: RefSeq, a predicted model, not a curated record
AAAAUGGCGGCCGCGGCUAUGGAGACGUGGCUGGCCCUGCUGCUGCUGGCCCUGCUGCCCGGGGCCCGGCCCUUCUACGUCCCCGGCGUGGCGCCCCGGGACUUCCACGAGGGCGACGCCGUCGACCUGAAGGCAGUGAAGCUGACCAGCUCGCGCACGCAGCUUCCUUACGAGUACUACUCCCUCCCCUUCUGCAAGCCCGACGCCGUCUUCUACAAGGGAGAGAACCUGGGCGAGGUGCUGCGCGGGGACCGCAUCGUGAACACGCUCUACAACGUGGAGAUGAACAAGGACAGGAAGUGUGAGAUGGUGUGCGACAAGAAGAAGCUCAGCGUCAAGGAGAGCAAGCUGGUGGCCGAGCGCGUCCAGGAGGAGUACUACGUCCACCUCAUUGCAGACAACCUGCCCGUGGCCACCCGGUUGGAGUUCUACCCCAACAGGGAGGUGGUGGCCGUGGAGGAGGAGCAGAAGAAGGAGGUGUCGAGAGACGUCCAGUUCGAGCACGGCUACCGGCUGGGCUUCGUCGACAGCAACAAGUUCUACCUGCACAACCACCUGUCCUUCAUCCUGUACUUCCACAGAGAGAAGCUGGAGGAAGGGGAGGAGCACAACUACAGGGUGGUGCGCUUCGAGGUCAUCCCCCAAAGUGUGAAGCUCGAGGAUCUGAAGGCGGUGGAGACGGACCGGACGUGCACCUUGCCCGAGGCCAGUGGCUCCGCCCCUCAGGAGAUCGACCCCACCAGGGAGAACGAGGUCCUCUUCACCUACUCGAUCCACUGGGAGGAGAGCGAGGUGAAGUGGGCGUCUCGGUGGGACACCUACCUGACCAUGAGCGACGUCCAGAUCCACUGGUUCUCCAUCGUCAACUCCGUGGUGGUCGUCUUCUUCCUGUCCGGUAUUCUGAGUAUGAUCAUCAUCCGGACCCUGAGGAAGGACAUCGCCAACUACAACCGAGAGGACGACAUCGAGGACACCAUGGAGGAGUCGGGCUGGAAGAACGUCCACGGCGACGUGUUCCGGCCGCCUCGGUAUCCCAUGAUCCUCAGCUCUCUGCUGGGCUCGGGGAUCCAGCUCUUCUGCAUGAUCCUCAUCGUCAUAUUCGUAGCCAUGUUGGGCAUGCUGUCUCCCUCCAGUCGAGGAGCCCUGAUGACCACCGCUUGCUUUCUCUUCAUGUUCAUGGGCGUAUUCGGCGGCUACUUCGCCGGCCGACUGUACCGAACACUGAAGGGCCAUCGGUGGAGGAAAGGAGCGUUCUGCACGGCCACGUUGUAUCCCGCCGUGGUGUUUGGAAUCUGCUUCAUCCUCAACUGCUUCAUCUGGGGAGAACACUCGUCUGGGGCGGUGCCCUUCACCACGAUGCUGGCCCUGCUGUGCAUGUGGUUCGGUAUCUCCAUGCCGCUGGUCUACCUGGGAUACUACUUCGGCUUCCGCAAGCAGCCGUACGACAACCCGGUGCGCACCAACCAGAUCCCCCGGCAGGUCCCGGAGCAGCGCUGGUACAUGAACAAGUUUGUAGGAAUCCUGAUGGCUGGGAUUCUGCCCUUCGGCGCCAUGUUCAUCGAGCUCUUCUUCAUCUUCAGCGCCAUCUGGGAGAACCAGUUCUAUUACCUCUUUGGCUUCCUGUUCCUCGUCUUCAUCAUCUUGGUGGUGUCCUGCUCUCAGAUCAGCAUCGUCAUGGUUUAUUUCCAGCUGUGUGCCGAGGACUACCGGUGGUGGUGGAGAACCUUCCUGGUGUCGGGCGGCUCGGCGUUCUACGUCCUCAUCUACGCCGUCUUCUACUUCAUCAACAAGCUGGACAUCGUGGAGUUCAUCCCCUCCCUGCUGUACUUCGGCUACACCGCCCUGAUGGUGCUGUCCUUCUGGCUGCUGACGGGCACCAUCGGCUUCUACGCCGCCUACAUGUUCAUCCGGAAAAUCUACGCCGCAGUCAAGAUCGACUGAGUCUGCUGCUGCGGCGCUCUUCUUCUUCUUCUUUUUUUUUGAUGGUCACAUUCUGUUUUUGUUUUUUUAUGUAUAUAUUUUUUUAUUCUUCGUGUCCAACAAGCACUGACUUGCGUGUGUCGAGGGAAUGUGAUGGGGGAGAGGGGGGGGGGGGCUUUUUAAAAAUGGUGCAACAGCCCCGCCCACUGGUCUCUUGGAGAGGAACAGUAUGGUGGAGGCGGAGCUAAGCCAGCUGGCUCUGUCCCUCCCUCUCUUCUACCCCUCCUCCCCCCCCCCCCUCCAUCCAGGACAGAGACUCUGAGGGAGUGUUCUUCAUAUUUCCCGCAGCGGGCCAAAGCUUCGCCACACGGUGGUUUCUGCACAUUUGGUUUUUUUUGUCUUUUAAUUUUUUUUUAUUCUAACUUAUCUGUCAAUCAUCUUCUCACAAAGAGACUUCAUUGUCUUUUCCAUUGUCUCUGUUUUGGUUCAGUGUCGGAGACCUUGGAGAUCGGGUG